AUGAAUGGCUUGUGAAUGGAGGGAGGGAAAGCAGUAAGAAAGGAGGAGAUAAACAGGAGUAAGAAGAAUGGAGUAAGAACAGUAUUUGUUGAAAGAAACUUGGGGCAAGAAGGUGGGCAUGGUGGCAGUGCUGAAGUUAUAGAGGCUCAGAAGACGAUGUCAGACAUGCCUCCUUCAUCCCCUCAUUCCCAAAACUGCUUUCCUGCCUCAUCCACAAGCUCUACACUGCCUUCUCCACCCAUCUCCCCUCUGAGGUCAAGGGUCGUCACCUUUCGCUCACCUGCAACACGUCACCUUUCUCAACUUGAUGCCUGGAGGAGGCACAGCUGGGAACCAGGAGCAGCCAUGCAGGGAAACCCAGUUAUGGACACACGGAGUGUAAGUCUGGAGGAUCUGGAUGUAGAGGAGAUGGCUUUGGUACUUGGUGGUGCACUUGGCUGCCACAGAGCUCGAGACAUUCGCAGGUCCAUCACAUGUGAAGGCUCUUUAUCUUCUCUAACUGAAGAGGAAGUUGGGAUUGAGACACAACCACAGAUCUGCUCAUCACUGGAGGAGCAGGAAAAUCACAUGUCUACCUGCAGCAUCUCAGCUCCAAGCCUCUGUGUGAGACAAACCACCAAAUCUUCUGCCCCUCGCCCUCACUCAUACUGUUAUGCUAAUAAUAGAGAAAGUGGCCUGCACUCCCAGACAGGAUCAACUCAAAGUCUAGAUAGUGAGCUUUCAUUGGUUCUUUGGGAGAUUGGGGGAGAAAGAGAAGAAGAGAAGUAUGAGGAGAAGGAGGAGGUUACAGGCAAUGCUUUUGUCCGAACAUUUAGCUUCCUGUACAAGAUGACCUCCAAUCGGAAGAAUAAGGAGAAAGAGAGAAUGCGGGAGAGAGAAAGAGAGGCGCGUGAGAGAGAGGCACGCUACACAAACGGCCAUCUCUUCACCUCCCUCACUGUGAGUGGCACCACCCUCUGCUCAGCCUGCAACAAGAGCAUCACUGCCAAGGAGGCCCUCAGCUGCCCCACCUGCAACGUUACCAUCCACAACCGCUGCAGAGAUUCGCUGCCCAACUGUGUCAAAAUGAAACAACGGCAGCAGAAGCUGGCGCUGAUGCGAAACAGCGCGUCCUACGGUGGAACAGUGACACUGAGGAACAAGACACAUUUAAAAGAGCGUCCAAGCUCCGCCAUAUACCCCUCCGAAAGUCUGCGCCAAUCGCUGCUCGGGUCGCGUCGUGGACGUUCUUCUCUCCUGCUGUCCAAAAGUGUCUCCACUAAUAACAUUGCAGGGACACUGAGUGAUGACUCUCCCUUGGGGCUGCGCAGGAUCUUGUCUCAAUCCACAGACUCGCUAAACUUCAGGAGCAGAACCAUGUCUAUGGAAUCACUCAACGAUGAGGGAGAGGUGUACUAUGCAUCAGUGCUGGAGGAGCUGGAGAUCGAGGGGCGUGACUUUGAGGCAGACUCUUGGAGCAUGGUGGUUGACUCCGCCUACCUACAGACUCACCGCAAAGAUAUCAUUAAGAGGCAGGAUGUGAUAUACGAGCUGAUCCAGACCGAGCUGCAUCACGUGCGCACACUGCGCAUCAUGGACGGUGUUUUCCGACGUGGAAUGCUGGAGGAGGUGCAGCUGGAGCCGGGCAUUGUUCAUGCACUUUUUCCCUGUCUGGAGAAACUUCUUGUGAUUCACACUCGCUUCGUUACACAGCUGCUUAACCGCCGGCAGCACAGUCUUCAUCCUGGCAGCACACACAACUUCACUAUCAGCCGCAUCAGCGACCUCCUUCGGCAGCAGUUUUCAGGCCAGUGUGCUGAUGAGAUGAGGAAGACUUAUGCUGAGUUCUGCAGCAGCCACUCAAAAGCUGUAAAACUGUAUAAAGAGUUACUGGCUCGGGACAAGAGACUGCAGUACUUCAUACGGAGGGUAAGUCGAGGUCCUCUGUUGCGUCGUCAUGGUUUUCAGGAGUGCAUUUUGCUGGUCACGCAGCGCAUCACUAAGUAUCCUGUUCUGGUGCAGCGCAUCCUUGACAACACGAAGGACAAUCCAGAGGAGGAGACGGGGCUGAAACAGGCUCUUGCUCUGCUGCGAGAUCUGUUGAGUGGUGUGGAUCAGCAGGUGCUGGAGCUGGAGCAAACACAGCGUCUGCAGGAAAUCCGCUCCAGACUGGACCCACGCUCUCAAGCCAAACUGCGUUCAGAGGCCAUGUUCAGACCUGCUGAGCUUCUGCGCAGACAGCUCAUACAUGAAGGCACACUGCUGUGGAAAACACCCAGCUCCAGACUGAAGGAUGUUCGAAUUCUCCUCAUGACUGAUAUACUAGUGUUCCUGCAGGAGAAAGAUCAGAGAUACGUCUUUGCCAGUUUGGAUAAAUCUACAGUAGUUUCACUACAGAACCUGUUGGUUAGAGAUAUAGCCAAUCAGGAGCGAGGGUUGUUCCUCAUCAGCAGUGAGUUCAGUCCACCAGAGAUGUACGAGCUGCAUGCGGCUUCCAAAGAAGACCGAAAUACCUGGUUACGGCACAUACAGCAAGCUGUCAGCAGAUGUCCCUCAAGAGAAGAAUUCCCAUUAAUUGAGACAGAGGACAAAGCCCUGUUGCGAAGACUCAAAGCUGAUAUCCAGCAGAAGGACAGGGAAGUGUUGGAGCUACUGCAGGAGCGAGUUACACUGUUCUCUGAUCUGGCUGAGGUCAUGAGUGGUCAAGAUGUGGUGCUGCCACCAAACUCCAGGAACCUGUUCAGAGCUGACACACCUCAGGCACCUCGAGGAGAACAGCUGCUUACACAAGCCAUAACUGAGGUGGACAGACUGACCGAGCUGUUUUUAGGUUCUGCUUUUGACCUCCCCAUGGGCUGCACUUCCAACGGUCACCACAAUUACACAGGGGCGCUAGUGAUAAAUGGACAGGAGGUGUUAGUCAAUGGUUUACAGGAAGCAGCAGCUUCUCAGGAUGGAAAUGGUAAUCAGCUGGAUGACAAGACAUCAAGUGAGGAAGUCUCUCAGCGGCUUGUGAAUCUCAGCGCUCAGCUUCACGCUCUGCAGGGGGCAGUGAUUCGGCAGGACUCUAUCGUGGAAUUGUACGUGCGUGAGAGUGGGACGUCUGUGUGUCGCCCGGGCCGGUCUCUCUCACGUGACAGCGCUGGUGAAGCGGGGUCAGCAGGUGAGUUGGCACUGCUUCAGCGUCAACACAGUCUCCUGCAGGAGGAGCUCGUACGCCUCCGAGGAGCUGAAGGAAGACUGAAAGAUAGUGAGAAGGCUCGGGCCCAGCUCGAAAAACAGCUACGAAACCUGAAGUCCAGCACCGCUGCCCUGGGAGAAAACACAGGACAUUCACAGGCGCCGUUACAUCGCAAAGGAAGUGAAACUGACCCGAACGUGGACACGCCACUGGCCAGCCAGGCAUCUAUGGAGCAAACAGACGGCCAGCAGGACUGCAGUGACAUUGACGCAGAUGUGAUCUCAGACGAUGACGAUGAUGAAGACUUGAAGGCGUCUCCCCGUUCUGAAAGCCCAAGAGAUUUGCAAGACAUUCCUGAGGAAAGUGAGUCAUCUGCAGAUGCUCGAGAACAUGCUUCACACUGCUAAUGGUCUUCUGCUGCCCAGAACAUAGAACUUGUCCCCAGAAUAGCUAAAAGACACAGUUGCUACUCUGCUGAAGAACAAUACUCUAUGAGCAAGUCUUCCUCUGAACUUCAAGGGAGGAACAUACAGUUAUCAAUAUUAAACCAUCUACUACUGACUUUGUUUCACAACCUUUAGUGUCAUAUUGUUUUAAAUUUUUAAAAAUUCCAUUUAUUUUGAUGUCAUUUGACCAAUAAGCGAAUGCCAAAGCAUUUGAUUUGAUUGUCUGCAAAUAACAGGACUUGUGAUACUGCAUGAAAAUGUGGGUGUUAUUUGGAUACUAAAUCAACCAAAAUUCAGAUUUUAUUUGUUACGACACAAAGAUACUGUAACAUGACACAAAACUUACAUACAAACCAGUUUGUAUUCUUCAGCAGUGAAAUAGUCUUGUGUGUGCAAACUUAAUGGUUUUGUUUCAAACUUUAUUUGUAAUUUAUUUAUUCUUCUUUUGCUGACAGAAAUAUAAACAUUUUAAGCACAUGCUAAAAAGCCACAACCUGGACAACAAAACUAGUAAAAUGUGUUUACAGUUAUUAUCACAGGUUUACAAAAGCAUGAAUACUUUAGUGAGAUAUAAAUAUAUAUUUUACUGUUAUUUAGUUUUUGUUCACAAGACUUUAUUCAGUACAAACCAGGUCGAGGUGUUUACUGUUUCAUUUAUAUUUAUAUAUAAUAGAAUAUUAUACAUUGCUAAGUAUUUCCAUUUUGGUUGCUUUAUCCUUGUACAUUUAUAUUUUAGUUUUUAAUAUAACAGUGCCAUUGUUGCUGUUGUCUGUACAGGUGAUAAACUCUGAUUCCAGGAAACAAAAUACAGACAUUAUUGUAUAAUUUAUAAAGUUUCUGUUUACUUAUGAAUGAAAGAAUUUGUAUGGAAAAAUAGAGAAAUAUUGAAAUGCUUUAAAUGAUGUUUCGAAUACUACUGCUUUAUCUUAAGACUAUUGUUUAUGGAUUUCAAAAUGAAGUCUUUAUGGACUCAAAUAGUGCACAAUACACCAGUAUGUUUCUGAAUAAUGUUCAUUUUACUUACUCAAAUAGGAUUUUUUUGUUAAGCACUGCUAAAUCUAUGGUCAAACACGUUACAUUCAUGAAAACAGAGUGAGAUUGUGUUAAAAAUAUUCUCAUUUGUAGCCAGAUUACAUUUAGAUUAGAGCCCUUUUUCACUUCCAACUUCACAAACCCACAUGCUUUCAUAUUCACAUGCUGGUAGCAGCCAGCCCAUGUCCAUUCUGGGUAAAGCUGUCCUUUAGCUUUACAAUUUUAUAUAUAUAUAUAUAU
This is a messenger RNA of Silurus meridionalis, 4878 nucleotides long. RefSeq names its product Rho guanine nucleotide exchange factor (GEF) 1a (gene arhgef2a). The coding region runs from base 16 to 3567 and encodes 1183 amino acids. Gene Ontology annotation, biological process: regulation of Rho protein signal transduction; actin filament organization; cell morphogenesis. The transcript has 28 exons. The record is from RefSeq and is a predicted model, not a curated record. Gene Ontology annotation, cellular component: cytoskeleton; ruffle membrane. Lineage: Eukaryota; Metazoa; Chordata; Actinopteri; Siluriformes; Siluridae. Gene Ontology annotation, molecular function: microtubule binding; guanyl-nucleotide exchange factor activity.